AUGAACGGUACAAGCCACCCCCAUGGCGGACACACGGACGUCCAAACCGCAUCCAUCUCUACCCAAGGGAGCAAGAUCGAGACUGCAGAGGGUACGAUCCAUGUCCAGCCUUUCCGCCCACGGGGGUCCAAACACCUCCGCGCGGUCGUGAGCUUCACACCGAGGAUAUCGGCGUUCGAUAGGGAGAAUGCGACGAGUGGGCAGGACCAAUUCAGAGGGUUUUAUACCCUGUUCUGGAUCGCAAUGUUUCUGCUUAUAAUAAGGACGUUCAUUACCAGUUACGAACAGAAUGGGUACCCCCUCUCGCUCGCAUUCGCCAGCCUCUUCUCGCGCGACGCUAAGACGCUUGCGCUGAGCGACGGGGUGCUAGUCCUCAGCACGGGCAUGUCCGUCUUGCUCAUGAAAGCCGUCAAGCGAGGGUGGUUCAGAUACUGGCCGUUUGGAGCGGUUCUGCACUAUACGUGGAUGGUCUUCACGCUCGUCGCGGCUAUCACGUGGACGUUUAACCGCCAAUGGCCUUGGGUCCAGUCGGGCUUCCUAACCCUGCACGCAAUGGUCAUGUGCAUGAAGGUUCACUCCUACUUGGCGGUAAACGGUUACCUCUCUGACGUGCACCGGCAUGCCGAAUCCCUAGAGCGGCAACUUCGAGCCCUGUGCGUCUCCGAAAGCGAGGGUUGGGAGCACGCACUCGAGGAAGCCCAAAAGGCACGGGAAAAGCAAGAGACGAGCACUGAGGAUUCCCCUAUUGGUACCCCUGCGCUCCUCCCGGAGGGUGCGACGACGAAGGGCUACGCAGGGGGAAACCCGAUUGCCGAGGGCCUCCGACCGAGGAUUAUGGCCAUGGUGGAAGGCACACCUGCCGGUUCGCGCGCUGCUACUCCCCCGCUAGACACAACCAUCAAGGAGAAGAAGCCGUACUUCACUCCUAUAGAAUCACACCAGCACCCGCUAUUCGACCAUCCUAACAACAAAAUCUCCGAGCUGGCUGAAGAGCUCGGCUCACUUGAGCAGGAACUUACUAGUGUAGGCCUGAACCGGAUCCGCUGGCCGGCAAACGUCACCUUCACAAACUUUGCGGAUUACAUGCUUAUUCCCACGCUGGUGUACGAACUUGAGUACCCGCGUACGGACCGCAUACGCCCUACAUACCUGUUCGAGAAGACCGUAGCGACGUUCGGGACGUUCACACUCCUCUACACUGUGACGGAACAUUAUAUCAUGCCGCUGACGCCGAGGCCCGACCAGUCGUUCUUCCGCUCUUUGAUUGAUCUCGCACUCCCGUUUAUGCUGUGUUAUAUCAUCCUCUUCUACCUCAUCUUUGAGUGUAUAUGUAAUGCAUUUGCAGAACUGUCGCGCUUCGCCGAUCGGCAGUUCUACGAAGACUGGUGGAACUCGGUAACAUUCGACGAGUUCGCGCGCAAAUGGAACAAACCCGUGCACACCUUCUUCCUCCGACACGUCUACGCGAGCACCAUCAGCAGCUACAAGAUCUCAAAGUCUUCUGCUAUGUGGAUCACCUUCCUCCUCUCUGCUGUCAUGCACGAACUGGUAAUGGCAAUCGUGACCAAGAAAUUCCGGAUGUACCUGUUCAUGAUGCAGAUGUGUCAGAUCCCCAUGAUAUUCCUCGGUCGUCUCCCUGCUAUUAAGAAGAACAAAACGCUAGGAAACGUCGUCUUCUGGAUGUCCCUCAUGGCGGGCUUCCCCCUGCUUUGUGUCGCAUAUGUCGCUUACUGA
Molecule: messenger RNA, 1734 nt
Organism: Dacryopinax primogenitus
Lineage: Eukaryota; Fungi; Basidiomycota; Dacrymycetes; Dacrymycetales; Dacrymycetaceae
Product: MBOAT-domain-containing protein
Exons: 6
Coding region: 1-1734 (577 amino acids)
Biological process (GO): ergosterol metabolic process
Cellular component (GO): endoplasmic reticulum membrane
Molecular function (GO): ergosterol O-acyltransferase activity
Source: RefSeq, a predicted model, not a curated record